AUGGCCCUUCCGGCGUCGCUGCAGUCGCCCUUUGGGCCUGUAGCCAUCCCUCCAACGAGCGCGCGGCCGUUGCAUAUUGUACUUGCGUGCACGGGCAGUGUUGCUAGCAUCAAGGUGCCGCUGAUCGCAGAAGCACUCGCACAGUACCGUCAUGUCCAUGUCCUCAUUGUGCCAACCAAAGACGCGACGCAUUUCUUCGAUUGCCAGGCACUCGGCGCACAAUCUAAAGCAUAUACAGUCGAGCACCUUGCCGCGUGGAACGCUGCGGGUACAUGCGCCGCACAUGCGCCACGACUGCACGUAUGGACUGACGAGGCGGAAUGGAGCGCAUGGAACCAGCCUGGCGAUCCCGUCUUGCACAUCGAGCUGCGCCGCUGGGCCGAUGUAGUGCUACUUGCUCCAUGCAGUGCAAAUACACUGGCCAAGAUCGCAAAUGGCCUGUGCGACAAUCUCUUGACAUGUUUUCUGCGUGCGCUCGCGUCGGAAACGCCAACGUACCUCUUUCCCGCGAUGAAUACGCUCAUGUACAUGCAUCCCAUCACAGCCAAACACCUGCAUGCUGUGCAGGCGCUGGGAUACCAGGUGCAUGGCCCCAUCACGAAACGCCUUGCAUGCGGCGACCAAGGCACGGGCGCGAUGCUCGAGUGGACAGACAUUGUGCAGUUGAUUGUCCAACGCUACGAGCUGCAAAAGGUAUAA
Molecule: messenger RNA, 699 nt
Organism: Malassezia vespertilionis
Lineage: Eukaryota; Fungi; Basidiomycota; Malasseziomycetes; Malasseziales; Malasseziaceae
Product: phosphopantothenoylcysteine decarboxylase
Exons: 1
Coding region: 1-699 (232 amino acids)
Biological process (GO): coenzyme A biosynthetic process
Cellular component (GO): phosphopantothenoylcysteine decarboxylase complex
Molecular function (GO): phosphopantothenoylcysteine decarboxylase activity; FMN binding
Source: RefSeq, a predicted model, not a curated record